Messenger RNA from Centruroides sculpturatus (bark scorpion), 1217 nucleotides. Its product is annotated as NACHT and WD repeat domain-containing protein 2-like. Bases 1 to 852 code for a protein of 283 amino acids. The transcript is spliced from 6 exons. The record is from RefSeq and is a predicted model, not a curated record. Lineage: Eukaryota; Metazoa; Arthropoda; Arachnida; Scorpiones; Buthidae.
AUGAAUUUUGAACACGAACGGAAACGUAUUCAAGAAGUAUUAAUUCCAGAACUUCAACGUCAAUGCAAUAGCUUUGGUAUUGAUAUCGAAAUUUUGGAUGCACAAUACGAAAAUGACAUUGAUUCUACAUUAGAUUCAAUAGCAUUUGCUCACCAGUUAAACGAGAUCGAAGAUGGGCAUAACGUUUCAGUGGGGUGCUUUUUAGUGUGUCUCGUGGGUAACAAGUAUAAACCUUACAUACUGCCUAACCAGAUAGAUUCAAAUGAAUUUCGUCCAAUCAGAACGGCGGUAAUCGAAGCCGGACUCGACGUCACUCUGUUAGACCAAUGGUACAAAGAGAAUUUAAAUUUAGUUCCUCCCGCUUACGUCAUUCAACCUGUUUCUAGUAAAUAUAAAAAAUUCCGAUUGAGGAAACCGGAAGAUUGUACAAGGUUAGUAUACGAACAACAAAUCCACGAAUGGCUGGAGGAACACGAGAAAUUAGUGAAGAUCCUGAGUUAUGGAACCAGAAUAGCCUUGGAAGAGGGUCAACUAAAGGACGAUUGCUGCCAGCACAAAUUAAUUUCUGGUGUUCACAGUCACAUGAAACAUGCCCUCAAGUUAUCGAAAACUGCACCCGAAAGGAUUAUUUGUAUCGUGCGCCAGUUGGAAGAUAUUAAUUUGGAUGAUGCUGCUGCUCAAAAUUACAUAGACGUAACCAAUCAGAGCGACGGAAGCUUAGAAGAAGAAUGUUAUUCCGGAUAUAGAGAAUUUCUAGAAGAUAUAGUGCUGUCUAUCAAUCGCAAAAACGUCUACUAUUUCAGGUUUGAAUCCGACUAUGAUAUCAAUAUCCGAUUCUGUCGCCAUAGUUGAUAGAUGAGAAGGAAUUUUAUCAUGUUUACGAAAAUUUAUUGAAUUCUGUCAGUAGCGAAACCGCCAUUUUAAUGUCGUCUAAUUUGUAAUGUGGAUUUAGUUGAGAUUUAUGUAAUGCAAACUUAUGAUCAUUAAUUCAGAAAUUUCGGUGGAAAAUUUAUUUGUUGGGAUUAAUGAGCUGUGUUAUAAAUAUCGUUUUAAAAUUUGUAGCAUCUGUUGCUAUGUUUACCUUUAUGUAAAUUACCAGAUAAUCGAUAUUCCAUAAUUCGGAUAAUAUAUAUAUAUUAAUCGUAUUUUGUGUUUGAAGUAAUAAAAUAGUUUAAGAAUCGAUUUGGCAGGCGUUUGUGUUAAAGGGUUGUUUCUAC